GCAAUAAACAACGAAAUUGCAACAGCAAUAAAAAGAGAAACUUACCGAGAGAAGAGGAACAAUGCUGGGAGCUGUGGAGGAAACGAUUGGACAUCUCGUCUAUGAGCUUCAAGCACGAGGAUCCCACCAUCUUUGCGCGCAGCCAGUGGCAGAGGAAAAAAGACCCGAAUGCAUUCUAUCUGGCGUAUCGGGUUGUAAUCACGACGUAUUUGGUGAUUGCUUGGAUUUUAUCCAUGAUAGAUUCGGAUAAUCUGCAUGAACCUUAUAUUUUUCAUCUGAAAUGGUUGAUUUAUUUGACUAACUGGGGAUUCACAUGUUGUGUAUUGCAAGCAUUGGUUUGUACCAUUAUGUUGGUGGCGAGAUAUGCGAAAAUGCGACGGGGUGGAUUAAAUUCUGAUCCGGAUCUUGUGCCUAAUGUACGCCUGUAUAAAAUCUACUGGUUUUGUUUCACGAUUAGUGUUGACCUUGGGAUUGCAAUCACUUUGUUGUAUUGGAUUGUUAUAUUUAAUCCUGAUAAAAUGGAGAUUGAUUAUCUGAACAUCCUGGUCCAUUGCACCAAUAGCAUCGCAAUGGUGAUAGAAUUAUCAGUGGUUGCACAUCCGGUUCGUCUUGGUCACUUCUACGUACCUGUGACAUCCGGUUUUGUCUACACACUCUUCAGUUUCUUCUAUUAUCUAGCUGGUGGUACAUCAAGAGUUGAUGAACCCUACAUUUACCCACCUGUAGACUGGCGUAAACCCGGCCAAGCUCUCCUCGUAUGCUUCGGAGCCUGUAUCCUCUUGAUGGUCAUCCAUGUUGUGACCUAUGGUGCCUACCGCCUUCGUCUCGCCAUCGCCAAACGUAUAAAACUCACCGAUGACGAAGCCACAAUCCCUGUCGAAGAUCAAUUCCGUGGGUUUGAUAAUAACUGCCUAGCCAACGACACAGUCUAGUCCCGUAGUGCUUCGUUUGGUUAUCCGUCCAAUAAUCAGUAUUAAUCUCUAGUAUAUCCACACACCAUUUUAAUUCUACUAUGCAAAACCAAAGCAAUUCAAGUCAAGUUUUACCCUACUACGUAAGAGAGUGAUAAAAAGUCUGUAAAGUUCCUUGAAGUUCAUCAUAGUCAUUAGAACCUAAAUAAGAUAAGUAAGAUAACUAGUGUGAUAGAUUGUUGACUUUUGAAAUGAGACCUAUAUAAGCGUUAAGUAAUGAUUAAUAAAGUCGUAGUUGAGUUACAUCACAA
Dalotia coriaria is the source of this 1222-nucleotide messenger RNA. RefSeq names its product protein rolling stone-like. The transcript is spliced from 5 exons. The record is from RefSeq and is a predicted model, not a curated record. NCBI's taxonomy places the organism in Eukaryota, Metazoa, Arthropoda, Insecta, Coleoptera, Staphylinidae. Gene Ontology annotation, cellular component: membrane. The coding region runs from base 102 to 932 and encodes 276 amino acids.